UCGAGUAGCGCGCGACACCGAUAUAAAGACGUGCACUCCCCAGCGCUUCUCCCACAACACUACACCUGCACCAGAUAGCGGUCAAGUACUCUGCUUCGUUGCCACGCACGAUGAGAUCGCUUGCGGUGGUGGCCGUGGUGGUAGCCACGGUGGCCAUGGCCAUCGGCGCCGCGCGCGGCAGCGUGUCCUCCGUCGUCUCCCGCGCACAGUUUGACCGCAUGCUACUGCACCGCAACGACGGCGCCUGCCAGGCCAAGGGCUUCUACACCUACGACGCCUUCGUCGCCGCCGCAGCUGCCUUCCCGGGCUUCGGCACCACCGGCAGCGCCGACGCCCAGAAGCGCGAGGUGGCCGCCUUCCUGGCACAGACCUCCCACGAGACCACCGGCGGGUGGGCGACCGCACCGGACGGGGCCUUCGCCUGGGGCUACUGCUUCAAGCAGGAACGUGGAGCCGCCUCCGACUACUGCACCCCGAGCGCCCAGUGGCCGUGCGCCCCAGGGAAGCGAUACUACGGCCGCGGGCCCAUCCAGCUCUCCCACAACUACAACUACGGGCCUGCUGGCCGGGCCAUCGGGGUCGAUCUGCUGAGCAACCCGGACCUGGUGGCAACCGACCCCACAGUGUCGUUUAAGACGGCGAUGUGGUUCUGGAUGACGGCUCAGGCGCCAAAGCCGUCGAGCCAUGCUGUGAUCACGGGCCAGUGGAGCCCCUCAGGGGCAGACCGGGCCGCAGGGCGGGUGCCCGGGUUUGGUGUGAUCACCAACAUCAUCAACGGUGGGAUCGAGUGCGGGCACGGGCAAGACAGCCGCGUCGCUGAUCGGAUCGGGUUUUACAAGCGCUACUGCGACAUCCUCGGCGUUGGCUACGGCGACAACCUCGACUGCUACAACCAGAGGCCCUUUGCUUAAUUAAUUAGUUAUGUAUAAUCUUGGCCCUGGGCAAAAUACAAUAAGAGGGUCAUCUCCUAUCUACAUGUUGUAAGAUGUAACUAUGGUUACCUUUUAUGCGGAACAUAACAAAGGCAUCUCGUAUGGAUGCUUUGGUAC
Molecule: messenger RNA, 1049 nt
Organism: Triticum aestivum (bread wheat)
Lineage: Eukaryota; Viridiplantae; Streptophyta; Magnoliopsida; Poales; Poaceae
Product: 26 kDa endochitinase 2
Exons: 1
Coding region: 111-911 (266 amino acids)
Biological process (GO): chitin catabolic process; carbohydrate metabolic process; defense response to fungus
Molecular function (GO): chitinase activity
Source: RefSeq, a predicted model, not a curated record